Messenger RNA from Suncus etruscus (white-toothed pygmy shrew), 1439 nucleotides. RefSeq names its product ketosamine-3-kinase-like. The record is from RefSeq and is a predicted model, not a curated record. NCBI's taxonomy places the organism in Eukaryota, Metazoa, Chordata, Mammalia, Eulipotyphla, Soricidae.
AUGCGAGCACAACACUGGUCACUGGAAGCCCAUGACAUUGGCCCCGUUUCUCCCGCCGGGCGCCAAUCCGCGGCUUUAUACUCGGCGCUAACCCCGCCCCCGACGUCAACAAUCUCGCGGCCCAAUCACAGCGCGGUCUCCGCGGGCCCAGGCCCGCCUCCACGUAAUCCGUGGGCGGUGCCCGUCACGUUCGCCCCGCCGCGCCGCGCCUCUCCGCCCACCCAAUCCCCGAGCGCGCCCGCGGCCUCGGUCCCGCCCCCUCCCGCGCCCCGCCCAAUCAGCGUCCGCCCCUUUCGCGGCGGGCCGGGCCGGGCCGGGCCGGCGUCCCCGCUUCGGCAACAUGUGGAGGCGCUGCUGAAGCAGGCGCUGGGCUGCGGCUCCGUGAGGGCCACCGGCCACUCGGGGGGCGGCUGCAUUAGCCAGGGCCAGGCUACGACACGGGACCGAGGGCGUGUGUUCGUGAAAGUGAACCCGAAGGCGGAGGCUAGAAGAAUGUUUGAAGGGGAGAUGGCAAGUUUGACUGCCAUCCUGAAGACAGGCACGGUGAAGGCACCCAAGCCCAUCAAGGUCCUUGAUGCUCCUGGAGGUGGCAGCAUGCUGGUGAUGGAACACGUGGACAUGAAGUAUCUGAGCACUCAUGCUGCGAAGCUUGGAAGCCAGCUGGCAGAUCUACACCUAGAGAACAAGAAACUUGGAGACACGCUCCAUAAGGAGGCCAGCACAGUGGGAAAAGGUGGCAGGUGGACACGUCCUUCCGUGGACAAGUUUGGGUUUGAUGUUGUGACGUGCUGUGGAUACCUCCCCCAGGUCAAUGACUGGCAGGAGGACGAGGUGGCAUUCUAUGCCCGGCAGCGAAUUCAGCCCCAAAUGGACAUGGUGGAAAAGGGGUCAGGGGACAGAGAGGCCCGUGAGCUCUGGGCUGCUCUACAGUUAAAGAUCCCUGAUCUGUUCCGAGAUCUGGACAUUGUCCCAGCCCUGCUGCAUGGCGACCUCUGGGGAGGAAACGUAGCAGAAGAUUCCUCUGGACCUAUUAUCUUUGACCCUGCUUCUUUCUAUGGCCAUUCAGAGUAUGAGCUGGCAAUAGCUGGCAUGUUUGGGGGAUUUAAUAGCUCCUUCUACUCUGCCUACCACAGCAAGAUCCCCAAGUCCCCGGGAUUUGAGAAGCGCCUUAAGUUAUAUCAGCUCUUUCACUAUUUGAACCACUGGAAUCACUUCGGGUCCGGGUAUCGCGGCUCUUCUCUCAACAUCAUGAGGAAUCUCCCUCAAGUGAAUUCACAUUUUCAGUGGAAGGCCACUGGGUAUGGGAGUUCUUCCAUUCCUUUAUGCACCUGGGACGUUUUCAGCUGAACUAGAAAAGUAUAUAAUAUCUCAGAAAAAAGGCCUUACCAUCCUAAAAUUGUACAUUUUGUUAGACUUCAUGGCAGGUUAAAACACCACAC